Molecule: messenger RNA, 1650 nt
Organism: Postia placenta MAD-698-R-SB12
Lineage: Eukaryota; Fungi; Basidiomycota; Agaricomycetes; Polyporales; Adustoporiaceae
Exons: 2
Coding region: 1-1650 (549 amino acids)
Source: RefSeq, a predicted model, not a curated record
AUGACUUGUGCAACUUUCACUUCUCUCUCUCACUUGCCCUUCGGCACGUUGGCCUGCACCGAUGGCCAGAUCGUCCGCUUCACGGCUCCUCCCACGUCCCCGCCGUUCGUCGCGGCGCCAUGGGCAGCAAGACGUCUUGGAAAGCGGGUGUUCGAGUCGAAGACCCAAUACCGGCAGUCGGUGCGGGCAGCCUACGAUGCUCAUGGGCGCCAUCGAACUCUGGGUCGCACGCUGGACGCCCACAAUCUGCGCCGGAUCCGCCUCGGGGAGGUGGACUGGGUGGACGAGCAGGAUGGGCCGUUGUCAGCUGGGAAGCGGAAGCGAUUGACGGAGGGUGUGCGGACGCUGGACGUCGGUGCGUCGGACGAGGACGAGCGGCGACUGACAUUCAAGGUGUGCACGGCGGAGGCGCGUGUUGAGUUGGGACAGGACACACGGAUAGUCAACAUUGCGGAGCUGGUGGUCUCUAUGGGCCGUCGGGACAACAGCGCCCGCCGUCGCCGACUGGCCAAGACGCCGUACGCGUGUUCGACGAGCAAGAAGAGCAAGGGCAAGAGUGGGGUCAGCGCGUCUGCCUCGGAUGUGUUCGGUCCAGUGCUUGGUGUGCUGGGCGACAUCACGAACAAGGGCGUGUCAUUCGGCGCUGUCCCUACGCCUCUCGUUCCGCUGCGUCGUCGUCGUCGUCGCUGCGCAGAACCUGUCAGUCCAUCGCCAAUUCCGCGCAUCGCCAAGCCAUGUGCCCUCGACGGCCUGCAUGCGUUCCUCUUGGCUACCCCAUCUUUUCCAGAGCAGCUCAACGGUCACCUGGAGGACGCCAAUAUGAUGCUCGAAGGAGUGACGCUGUGUGGUGACGAGAUCCCUACCGUUCUUGCCCCGGUGCCCUUUGACCUCGAUGUGAUGGACGGCUUCGACAUCCUGUUUCCACAGCCCGUCCCCACCGUCAUGGAAGUCGAUGUCUGCCCUGUCGCCGAGGCCAUUCCGCAGCCGUCUCCUUACAGAACUAUGGAUACCAAGAACACGGUAUUGGAAGGGCCUCUGCGUGCCGCGAUUGACUGUUGGAACGACAUCUUUGACGGACGUGAUGGAGGGAUGUCUCCUUGUCGGGAAUGUGUGGACGUGAAGACGAUCACAAGCGCACUGGAGGCGCUAGUAAUCUCGGAGGCCGUAAUGGAGGUUGACGAGGUGCUGAAAGAUGAUCCCGUCGACGUGGACAUGGACGUGCCUCUGGGAGCGAUGCUGACUGUUGACAUUCUCGUAGCGCCAAUCGUCGACGUCGCCAUGGAUGCUCCUGCUGUUCUCCACGACGUGAUGGUUGGUCCUCGUCAUCCUGUCCCUCCGCAUCCUGGUCCGCAAGCGCACGCAGGUCAGAUCCAAGUUGUGCCUCCGUUACCUCCAUGGUGUCUUCCCCCUUUUCUGCCGCCAUGCGAUCCGCCUGCUGGAAGUAGUCUGGCAUCGUCGCAACCACCGACGCCGCCUCCGCCUCCAUGGCAAGCAGUGACUGAAGAGCCAGAAGAGCCAGACUGGAAGGAACUGUUUGGCGAUGAUGCUGGCGAGGACCGAUCGUCUGAAGCUAAUGUACCGGAGAAGCCCGCUGCUGCUGCUGACGAUGACGACCUGGAGUCGCUCUUCGGUCCUGACCCUGACGGCUAG